This is a messenger RNA of Histoplasma capsulatum G186AR, 2460 nucleotides long. RefSeq lists its product as uncharacterized. The record is from RefSeq and is a predicted model, not a curated record. Gene Ontology annotation, cellular component: cytoplasm. Bases 1 to 2460 code for a protein of 819 amino acids. Gene Ontology annotation, biological process: regulation of GTPase activity; intracellular signal transduction. Gene Ontology annotation, molecular function: guanyl-nucleotide exchange factor activity. Lineage: Eukaryota; Fungi; Ascomycota; Eurotiomycetes; Onygenales; Ajellomycetaceae. The transcript is spliced from 6 exons.
AUGAACUCCAUGGGAGGAAGCAUGGAGGAAGAUCGCCAGGGGCAGUCUUUUGGUGAAUCCUCCGUAUCAGAGCCCGCUGCCGUGUCUCUGAUUCCAGCUUCCAAUCAAGAAUCUCACAGCUUCAAACGAUGGAUAAGGAGCAUGCGGAAAAGGAGGACUCCAAACUACGAUGCUCCUCCACGCUAUGUUGUGGGGUGGCCGGACGAUGAGAGCAAAGACGAGAGUUAUAGGAUGUUCCCAACGCUUUACCAAAGCCAGCCAGAUCGUUCGUCCACUGCAUCCUCGUCAAAUCUCCACACCGUCAAAACCGCCAGUGUGGGAAGCCUAAGCAUGCUGACCCGGCCGCGGACGAAUACCCAAACAAGCACCCAGCGAAGCGCGUGCCACAGCAGUGCUUUUUCUGGGUCGGAUGCAAGGGUGUCCAUGGAGAGCGGCAGGCUGACAUCCACGCUGUCCCUAGAUGAAGGUGCAUGGAACCGUGCUGUCCAAAGACGGCAGGUAAUACGAGAGAUAUUGGAGACAGAGAUCACCUAUCUUGCGGGGCUAAAGGCGCUGGUAGAAGUUCUGACCACCCUAGGAAUCACCGAAACAGCACUGCAGCGGAGCACGCUCGAUCUGAUCAGCUUACACGAGGAUCUUAUGGCUAAGUUGGAGGGCACGAUGCCUAGGUCAGACAGGGUCAUAACCCCGAUAUGGAUGACUGCGCGACGGCAUAUUAAGUUUGGCAACAUGGAUGCUGGCCUGACGAGAGCAAAUCGAAAGUCAGUGACGACGAGAAAGCUUCGUGAACCUAUCGAUUCCCGGAUUAAAUCCUCCAAAUCUGUGGCAGCAGAACCAAAUGAGGCUGCUGCGGUCGCUAAGAUAAUGCAAUCAAUGCUUCCGAAAUUUAAAGUUUACGAGGACUACGGCGUCAAAUACCAACUCGUAACCAAGGAGAUAGACUUGUUGCGCAAAUCAAUAACGAGUUGGCAAGAUUUCGAUCAUGGGAUUGAGGCUCUUUUGAAAAAUGUGGCUUCCACUAAUACCCGUGAAGCCAUAUCUAACCAAUGUUUCACACUUGGUGAUCUUCUGAUGAAACCGAUCCAACGGGUUUGCAAAUAUCAGCUAUUCCUUGCUGAGCUCCUCAAAAACACGCCUGUUGCCGAUUGCCCUUCCUCACACUCUAUAAUUGAAGUAGCCUUACAACAGACGCUGUCAGUAUCACGGGACAUAAAUCGUGCUACUGGGGAUCCGGUAGCUAAGGACCGGAUUCGGAAAACCAUGCUCCUAGGCGAGAAGCUCGAAUUUGCGAGGAAGGGUGAUCGUAGUGUUCUCCACGAUUUUGGACCUAUUAAAGUGUGUGGAGCUCUUCAUGUUACAUAUCAAGCCAAAGACAGCGUAACCGGCGAAUACAUGCUGUGUUGCCUAUUUAGCAAGUAUUUGCUGCUCGCAGCCCCAUGCGAAGACAAUCGAAAAUUCAAUGCCGUUGCAGUAAUUCUCGUUCAGGGAGCUAGUGUAGAGCCUGCGGAUAAUUGCAUAGGUCUCCACUGUUUAUAUGCCCCUUUCUCCUGGAAAUUGGUCUUCGAGAUCCGGAAGCAAACUUUUGAAAUACUAUUGACCGGAUGUUCUGAAAGAGAAGCCUCUAGCUGGAAAGAUCACCUUCUGAGACAGUCACUAGCGGAGAUUCCCAAUUCUUUGGAUGAAAAUAUUAUUACGCAGAAAUACUCCACAACCCAACUGGCUAUGAAGCCAAUUGGCGCAAUUGUUUUUGCUGGACAAGUCCAUGACCUUACCCGUCGCUCAUCAAUCCACGGAUCUCUGUUUACUACGCCUUCGCACACAGAUUGUGUCCGUCUUCUCAUUAAAGGAACCCAAGCUGUACCCCAUGAGAACUAUAUAAGGCCAUCCACUCUGGGAAGAUCCCAAUCCCUACAAUUAGCCCGUCAGUCCAUUGUUCUUUGCCCCAAGAGGCAGGACAGGAUUCGCAUGGAAAAAGCGCUCUAUGAUGUUUGGACGUGUGAUGUUCUUCCAUACCCUGGUAUGCCAGCUUGGAGGGGAGAGCACCUGAUACGCUCAUCGGCAGAAUCAUUUAUUAGACGGCUGAGUUCGCGACGGCCAUUCACCAGGCGAUCCAGCAGCCUCACGACGACAAUCACAGCUAAGUCUAUUGAGCGUACCGCCACGUAUAAGGAAGAGAACUCCAUCGACGACUACAUAGGACCUAUUGAAACCUUUUCAUCCUGGACGAAUUCUAUCAAGACCCAGGAGAUUGUUCAUGAGGAAGCAAAGGAUGAUUUCGACCGCCGUUUGUUUGGGGGUGUCGAUCCACACCAACGGAAAGGAUCAUCAAGGGGGCGGGGAGAAAAGAAAGAGGCGAGUAGUCCCUCCGGGAAUGAACGUAACAAGCCAUCACUCAGGAAGAGAUGGAGCGUUUCAAUUUUCAAGGGAAACACCCCAGUUCUACCUAGCAUUGCCUGUUGA